Messenger RNA from Camelina sativa (false flax), 1827 nucleotides. Its product is annotated as RNA polymerase II C-terminal domain phosphatase-like 5. Lineage: Eukaryota; Viridiplantae; Streptophyta; Magnoliopsida; Brassicales; Brassicaceae. The record is from RefSeq and is a predicted model, not a curated record. Gene Ontology annotation, molecular function: RNA polymerase II CTD heptapeptide repeat phosphatase activity. Gene Ontology annotation, cellular component: nucleus.
AUGUCGGUAGAUAAAGAUCUAUCAUCGAAACCACCAGAAUCCAAAAGGCAGAAGAAAGAACUCUCGUUUUCAUUGUUGUCUCCUGAUAACUGUGGUCACUGGUACAUUCGUCACGGAGUCUGCACCGUCUGUAGAUCAAAGGUGGACAAAAAUAGCCAAGGCCGAGAACUCGUCUAUCAUUUCGACGGUUUACAGUUAAGCCAAGAGGCUUUAGCGUUAACGAAGCGUCUCACAACGAACUUCUCUUGUCUCAACAUGAAGAAGCUUCACCUUGUUCUUGACUUGGACCACACGCUUAUUCACUCCGUUAGGGUUCGAUGUCUCUCCGAAGCAGAGAAGUAUCUCAUCGAAGAAGCGGGUUCAACUACAAGGGAAGAUCUGUGGAAGAUGAAGGUCAGAGGAGAUCCCAUACCGGCCAUAACCAUCGAAUACUUGCUGAAGCUACGACCUUUUGUUGGCGACUUCUUGAAAGAAGCCAACGAGCUGUUCACAAUGUAUGUUUACACAAAGGGUACUCGCAGAUACGCUAAAUCCAUUUUGAAGCUGAUUGAUCCGAAGAAACUCUAUUUUGGGCAUAGAGUGAUAACAAGAAACGAGAGUCCUCAUACGAAGACACUUGAUUUGGUUUUGGCUGAUGAACGUGGAGUGGUGAUUGUGGAUGAUACGUGUAAAGCUUGGCCUAAUCACAAGAGUAACCUAGUGUUGAUUGGCAGGUACAAGUAUUUUAGGUUCGAAAGCCGAUUGUCGAAGCAUCACUCCGAGGAAAAAACAGACGAGAGUGAAAACAACGGUGGAUUGGCUAACGUUUUAAAAUUACUCAAGGAAGUUCACCGUAGAUUCUUCAAGGUCGAGGAAGAGUUGGAGUCACAGGACGUUAGGUUGCUGCUGAAAGAUAUAAUCAUGUAUGUAGUUAAAAAUCUUUCUCUUGAGCCAGAGCCAGAAUCACCGGAGAUCAUCAUGGAACCUCCUUUGUUUGAAUUGUUGUCUCCUAAUAACUGUGGUCACUGGUACAUCAUUUAUGGAGUCUGCACCGUCUGCAAAUCAAGGGUGGACAAAAGUAGCCAAGGCCGAGCAUCCGAUUACCUUUUCGACGGUUUACAGCUAAGCCAAGAAGCUUUAGCGUUAACAAAGCGUCUCACAACGAGAUUCUCUUGUAACAUGAAGAAGCUUCACCUUGUCCUUGACUUGGACCACACGCUUCUCCACUCCGUUUUGGUUGGAUGUCUCUCAGAAGCAGAGAAGUAUCUUAUCAAAGAAGCAGGUUCAACAACAAGGGAAGAUCUAUUGAAGGUGAAUGUCAGAGCCACAUACAUAACCAUUAGAUACUUGACGAAGCUACGGCCUUUUGUUGGCGACUUCUUGAAAGAAGCCAACGAGCUUUUCACAAUGUAUGUUUACACAAAAGGUACUCGCAGAUACGCUGAAGCCAUUUUGAAGCUGAUUGAUCCGAAUAAACUAUAUUUUGGGCAUAGAGUGAUAACAAGAAACGAGAGUCCUGAUAAGAAGACACUUGAUUUGGUUCUGGCUGAUGAACGUGGAGUGGUGAUUGUGGAUGAUACGCGUAAAGUUUGGCCCAAUCAUAAGCGUAACCUAUUGGAGAUUAGCAGGUACAAGUAUUUCAGAUACGAAGGUCAAGAGUCAAAGCCUCACUCUGAGGUGAAGACAGACGAGACUGAAAGUAGCGGUGGAUUGGCCGAUGUUUUAAGCUUACUCAAGGAAGUUCACAGUAGAUUCUUUAGGGUCGAGGAAGAGUUGGAGUCAAUGGACGUCAGGUUGCUGCUACAAGAAAUAGAGUUUGAUCGUACUGACGAAGUAUCUGUAGAAUGA